AUGGCUUCCGUCCGGCAUCACCUCAAAUGGCGAUUUUCCAUGACACGCCUGGCUUGGUUCUUCGUCCCCAGCUUUCUCCAGGGAGACCACAUGCUCAAACAGAUCCGUCCCGCCAAAUUAAGCCCUACAUCAUAUCUCGAUGGUAUGAGAGGCGUGGCUUCGCUCGUCGUCUUUUUUCACCACCUCUCACUCAACUGCUACAUGUGGGGUUCGGCCUGGGGCGCUGGAGACCACUAUGAUCUCAUACUACUCCCCUUCAUACGUCUACUGUAUGCAGGGCCGGCCGCUGUUAGCCUCUUCUUUGUCAUCUCCGGCUACUCCCUCUCCUAUAGACCCAUAAAACACAUCCGAAGCCAUAACAUCACCGAUUUCUCCAUUGGCAUUAGUUCUAUGGCCUUCCGGCGUGUUAUUCGUCUUUUCCUUCCGAUUAUAUUUUCUACUGGUAUGACUUUCUGCCUGAUUCGCAUAGGCGCAUUCGACUGGUCUCGGUCGAUUGCUACAAACGAAACCUAUUUCAGAUACAAAAUCGAACAUCAUCCUGAGCGGUUUCCCUCAAUAUAUGAUCAGUUCGUGGAGUGGGCAAGUGUUAUAAUAGGAGGUUUUCAAAUCUUUGACUGGAAUGUAUAUGGGGGUUUUGUCAUAUAUGACUCUCAUUUAUGGACCAUCCCCUUCGAACUUCGCUGCUCGUUCGCCCUCUUCAUCCUCAUCAUGGCAACCUCUCAUCUCCAGGCAAAAUAUCGACUCCUCACUGUCACAGGUGUUGUAUGCUAUAGCUAUGUCAAUAACAGAUGGGACAUGCAAACAUUCCUCUCAGGCAUGCUUAUCGUCGAGUGGGAUCAUAUCCGAGGAGCUCACAUCCAACCUCCUGCCUCACCUCAAGGACAAACAAUAACCAAACCUGCACAAUCAAAACUUCAGACAAUUUUCUGGCACCUAGCUAGCAUCCUAGGUCUGUACCUUCUGAGUCAGCCUUCUGACAUCAACGAGGCCAGCCCUGGGUGGGCUUUUCUUGUAUCUCUAAUUCCAGAAUAUUGUCGGUCAUCGACAUUUCGUUAUUAUAAAUCUAUUGGUGCGACCUGUUUCGUCUUUGCUGUGGGUCACUCGCCUUGGUGGCAGCGAGUCUUUAACUCACAUAUUGCUCAAUACUUGGGUAAGAUUUCAUACUCUCUGUACCUUAUGCAUGGGCCGAUAUUAAAAGUAAUCGGCUAUUACUUUCAGGACUGGGCUUGGAGGACUACCGGCGUUGAGGGCAAUGAGUAUAAUGCCGGGUUUCUUUUGGGCGCCUGUUUUUGUGUCCCAACCGUUCUCUGGGCAGCUGAUAUUUUUUGGCGGGCUGUGGAUAUUCCCACUGUCAAGUUUGCUAAAUGGUAUGAGAGCAAGCUCAUUGUGAAGGACUAG
Molecule: messenger RNA, 1398 nt
Organism: Ilyonectria robusta
Lineage: Eukaryota; Fungi; Ascomycota; Sordariomycetes; Hypocreales; Nectriaceae
Product: acyltransferase 3
Exons: 2
Coding region: 1-1398 (465 amino acids)
Biological process (GO): polysaccharide biosynthetic process
Cellular component (GO): membrane
Molecular function (GO): acyltransferase activity, transferring groups other than amino-acyl groups
Source: RefSeq, a predicted model, not a curated record